UCCUGAUCUUCAGCGCUUGGAUCCCCGUGUCCUUCACUCCCCUUACCAGAUUCCACAACUUUAUUUGGGUCUCUCGGACGAAAUUCUGAUCGGGACGCCACAGCUAAUGCGCCGCGCACUGCGCGCAGGCUUUUUGGCCACUGGGCAUGCGCGCUUUCUACAGGUGGUCACGAAGUACG
Messenger RNA from Amoebophrya sp. A25, 179 nucleotides. NCBI's taxonomy places the organism in Eukaryota, Dinophyceae, Syndiniales, Amoebophryaceae. The record is from the annotation of a GenBank genome assembly.